AUGUGGUUGUACGGCAAGAACAUCCUCUACAUACUGCUCUCCUCAUCCGCUCUUCAGUCUUAUCUGCACCUGUCCCUGAUGAUGGGCUCGAGUGAGAAGCUGAAACGUUGGGUGAGUGAAAUUCUUCUUCCAGUAAUUGCAUCUCAUUCUUCGCAACUAGAGAACGGUAGAAACUUGCACAGGAAAAACUGGAACACUGUGGGGGGGGGACUUUCGCAGCACCCAGCUCACUCUCUUGUCGUCCAUUUGUCUUAACUAAGUGUCAAAACUGAGCGAAGACCUUUGAAAGCGCACCUGGAGGGAGUAAAUGAGGUCGCAUAAACUCUCCCCCCCCCCCGGUUCGCGUGUUCCAGUACGGCCGGCUGAUCGAAUCAGACUACACACACACGCACAAGUUCCCCCGGUGACACACACACCGUCCCCCCUGACCGGGUUUCUCCCGUCAGUCAAAGCUGUUGCUGGGAUGUAGUCGCUGGGCUCAGUAUAGUUUAGUGACGUCUAGGUGGAAGCUCUGCACCUGAUCGUGCCAGGGUGGGGUGACCACCUGAGGCAGCUAGACAUCCUAAGGAGAUUGUCCGUCCGGCAAAGCGACCACCCCCUCCGCACCCCCUACAGACAGCCUGGCCCACAAUUUUAACCAGUGGACGAUGCCGGCCAGGCGAUACAAGCUCCUUCCUUCCUCCUCCCGUAUUUGUGAUUUGCCUGCCAAUUAAUACGGAAUCAGUAACCCCUCUUGCAGCAUUGAGACGUGCAUCCAUAACGUCCUCACCACCAUCGCCUACCCAGUGAGUAGUAGCUGAAUGUGCCGGGAAGAGACCACUGCACACCUGAGUCGUAGAACACUAGUAGACUUCUGCCUGUUGCUCUAUAAUUUCCUCAAAAAAAUCAACCACAAACUGGGAGUAGAUCCGUUUAAAAUAAGGUCAGUAGGGCACAGACCGAGAUUUGAUGCAUGAUUAUUUGGGCCAAAGUCCAUCAGUCACAGCGGAAUAAGCACGCAAUAGUCAGUAGAUCCCCAGCGCCAGUUUACAAUUUGUUGCUUUGAUUCAUAUCAAAUGUUGGUCUGUGCCUACAGGCCUUUGUCCAAACUAACAUACACCAAUUUCUAAACUGAAAUAUGUACCAGAAAGCAUAUCGGCGAUGCUGGGUACCAACUGAUGAGCCGAACCCCUCUCAGCUGUGUCAUGCAGUGGCAGAACAUAAGUGAAACACGCGCCGGGGCUUUUCAAUAGUACCUGUGAUGAUUUAUCCUGUAACUCCACUAGAUUUCUGCCUACCCGACACUGCCAUGAGAAGACCUACAUAAUUUGACCAACGCUGCCACCGCGCUAACUGAACUUUCCAGAGUUAAAAUACUCUUUGCUCAUGUGUUGGCGUUCGGGAAUGUCUUGACCGCCUUCAGCAAGAGCUGUUCAUCCAGCCAUCCUCCUCUUGAGAUGCAUUAAGUAAUACCGAAUUUCUGAAUUAACCAUUUAGCCAGACAUGUAUUUAAAAAGGUGUCUCAAUCUUGUCAGAUUAUUAUAGAAUGCAAGUUGCCAUUUCACGGCGGUAAGAGUAAUCCUCAUCUCCAGAGUCCCAAUGCCUUAGUGACGGUCCAGUUAAGCAUACGACAACCCGUACUACUCUGCCUUUUAGAGCGAGAACUCUGAAAUUGCGCGCAGUUUAAACACAACUUGUGGGUAUUUAUGCUUAAUAUUUUCGGAUAACUUACCACCACUUUACCCCCCCCCCCCACUUUAAGAGAUAUUUUGUGUCACAACAACAUCAACAGCUAUGCUGAUUUUUAUCCACUAACUGAAAAAGGACGGCUACUUUGACUUUCCGCCCAAAGGAAGUUGAACAACCAUCUGCCAUCAGCCAAUCAAACAGGACCACACAGUUAUCCUCGCAGUAAUCGGUAGCUCCAAUGCGUAGAAGUUAAGCACGUGUACAAUCCAUACAGUGGACAAAACCCUUGUCGUGAAAAAAAAAGGUUAGGACCUUGUUGUUCAAUGAAGGAGUGCCCUAGUUUCUUCUUCACACCAUAAUUGACCUUCAUUAAGGUCCGGACUAUAUCUUUUUCAGACGUUGUACCCUCGGUCGUCUAGCAUCACUACGCGCGAGCUUACUGGUUCCGUUUACGUAUAUUCUACGGUUCCCGACAAGUAUCUCAAACCGGGACUGGUUUAACUCAUACAGAGUGCGGAAGGUGACAUCCUGCGUACACCCCGAAGCCACGAAUUUCCUGACGCGGUAGGUCAAGAUCACGUAGUUUCAUUGGGACGCUGUGCGCGAGAACAACCGCCUCCGUGCGAUUGGUCAAGGGUGUAGUCACACCAACUGUGACAUAUUCCAUUAGCAGAAGGUACAGUGAGUGACCUAUCUCAUGAAAUGUUGGCUGAAAUUCUGAAAUGCGUUUUCGAUUAGGAAGGAUUACUUGGUCGCGGUUGUAAUAUUGACUAUCUUGCGGCAUAAUCUUAUCACAUUUCGGACUCGGCAGGAUGUCGGCUUUUAAAUGCACUUAUUUUCAAUCUCCUGUAGAAAGAGUGCUCGGUAAAAAAUGACUACAUAAGUAACAUGCAUUUUUUCCCAUUGAUUUUCGAUGGUCUUGGAAAUUCAAAUAUAUUUUAUAGAAACCAUAAACAAAAAUAUGCUUUCUUUCAGUUAAUCAAUAGAGAAUCACGUCUUCUUUAUAUUUUAUACUUAAGGAAGGAGUAUAAUUAGAUUUUAAAAAAGUUUCCAAUUAUGAGAUUUCCUAAGACCUCGAAAUGUCCAUUUACAUAGCAUCGUACCUGACGUUUGCCACUGCUCCUCAUGAAAUAAACAACAUGGUCCGCAUUCAUUGCAAAAUUUUAUGGACUCUGUAUGAUAUCUCUUUAAUGGCAUAGAAAAAUAUGUGAUUUUCUUUACGCGGAACGCAUGCACCUUGUAGAGUGAAAUCACUAAGUGCUAAUGCAAUGAAUGAUCAGGCUCCAAAUUAUUCGGCAAUAAGAAAACUUUUUUAAAACCUAAUUAUACUCCUUCCUUAAGUAUAAAAUAUAAAGAAGACGUGAUUCUCUAUUGAUUGACUAAAAGAAAGCAUAUUUUUGUUUAUGGUUUCUAUAAAAUAUAUUUGAAUUUCCAAGACCAUCGAAAAUCAAUGGGAAAAUGCAUGCUACUUAAGUAGUCAUGUUGUGCCGAGCACGCUUUCUACAGGAGAUUGAAAAGAAGUGCAUUUAACAGCCGACAUCCUGCCAAGUCCGAAAUGUUAUAAGAGUAUGCCACAAGAUAAGCAGUAUUACAACCGCGACCAAGUAAUCCUUCCUAAUCGAAAACGCAUUUCGGAAUUUCAGCCAACAUUUCAUGAGACACUGUAAGUCCUGAAGCCUGCGGCAGGCUGGGUCAGCUUGUCAUUCCGACUGUGGUUUUUCAGGCAGGCAGUACUGGGCGGAGUCUGCUUUGGCACUAACGUCUGCAGAAGUGAAAGGAAGCGUGCUGUCGGGCUCAGCUGGCGUGUCCACCCAACAGCACCUACUAAUGACUCAGUCCACACACACGCGCUGACAGACCGCGUGAUGUGCAGUUCAUGGUUCCAUGUGAGUGUACGCCUUAAUUCAGGUGCCAGUGCUCAACGGGUGACGGUGGUGGUGGGGGGGGGGGGUUAAGUAUUUACUCAAAUGCACGUGCACACACUCUUACCCCUUUAGAGGCCGUUCGAGGGUGACGAUGAGAAAGAGGGGCUUCUUGUUGCCCUGGCCGCCGUUGUAGAGACAGCUGUUGAAGCACGUGAACUUGCCAUUGAAUUGGCUGUACUCACAACCCUCUGCACAUGA
Molecule: messenger RNA, 3791 nt
Organism: Spirometra erinaceieuropaei
Lineage: Eukaryota; Metazoa; Platyhelminthes; Cestoda; Diphyllobothriidea; Diphyllobothriidae
Source: the annotation of a GenBank genome assembly